CUGUGUUGAGCAGUUAAUCGCAUGACUGUCACUGCCUGUCUCGUGUUUAAUUCACUGUUAGCGGUAAAUCCUGUCGCUCGUGCUCUGAACUGCUGAGGAUCUAGAGCUCGCAAUGGGUGACUGGUGGACAGAUUAUCGGAGUGUUUCGCGCUGUCAGGACACUAGUUUCUACACGGACGAGACCACAACAGGACGUAUGAAGUCAGCGACAGUUUUCAAACAAGAGAAAACUGAAAUGUUACCUUUCUUUCAUUGGAUUAUAACGGAAAGCUGUGCAUUAAUUUAGAGAAGAUCAACAAAAUGUGUUCUAAACUAAUACAUCUCGCUAAAGAUACCCAGUUAGGUUUUGACACACGUGCCGCCCUUCCAACUGGAAUGAAUCUUUCAGAAGUGUGAAGCUCUUCAUAGUCUGUGGAGCGCGUGCACAGGUGAAGAUUCCACAGGUAAAACAGCAUCAUGAUGCCGACGGACCAAACGCGCUCCUCUGUCUCUCCUGUGUAGGGUUCAUAAAUGUCAGAAACGUUAAUGGGACAUAUCAUAGAUAACCCCUGUGGCCAAAAUGAGCGUCUAUUCUCACCUAUGGCGGAUUCUGCAGAUAUUAUUGGCAACGAUAAUCACGGCUGUCACUCAAGAGCUGGACAGUCAGGAGAUCUCCGAUGCCACCAAAUCCUCCACCCCAUAUCCAUUGUUCCUUCCCGUAACUUAUCAGGUAUGGGAUGCUGAAUACUUCCUACUAAAAGAAGCAGGACAGGACAUCAUGCAUAAUUCCAGCAUGCAGAGCCACACACAGCCAUUUGUCAUGCUCCAAGCAGGACGUCUCCCAGUUAUCAAUGCCAGCUACGGCCCACUCUCAACCAAACAGGAGAUCCCUCUGGACUUAGUGCAGUCGGUGCAGUUAUUCCGGCCCUCACCACCAGUUUUCACCCUCAAUUGGAGAGUCCAGUCCUUUAUCCUGACCCGGUGGGUCUAUUCAUCUUCUCCCAAAGUGCGAGUCCUGUUCUACGUGGCUGGGAGAGACUGGGACAGAGGAGAAAAGGAAAAAGAAAUAAAAGAUGAGCUGCCAUGCGUAACUGUGUAUGCCUUCUGGCAGACUCAGGAGGUCCGUGGCUCCUGUGUCAUUCAAAAUGAACAUGGGACCUGCAUGGCAGAAGUUGACCCUCCUGCGAGCUGGUUCAGCCCAGUUGAGGACAGUUCCAGUCGUGAAAGACAAAGGCCAACCCAGGGGAACCCUGUGGAACUGUAUUACCAGGCCCGACCCAGUGCUUAUGGCCCAUGCACAGCCAGUGGGGAGGAGGGCAAGAGAUGGGAUUUGGGUGGUGGAAAUGCUGGGCAGCCUCAGGCUGAGUACAUGCCCGUGACCCCCAUGCAGAGAAUCGGAAGUGUUCGGCUCCAGCAGGUCAAACAAGGUUCCAUGCCAGUGUCUGUGCUCAGACUGAGAGAGUCUGUGGUCAUCCAGACCUCCUCUAAACCCCUUAAGAAGACUGAUAUUGCUUCCUUUUAUGUCUACGUGAGGAGCUCAUCCAACCUGGACACCUUCUCCUUAAGAGCCAUGGUAAAAAAGGGUGUGUCCUUCCGUACAGCCACACCAACCAACACGCUACUAUGGGACAUUACCCUAGACACAGGUCCAGAUGGAAGUGUUGGAGUGAUCUGUCAGAGAAAGACAACUGCAAAUGUGAAAAGAUUAAGCAAACUCCAAGCAGUUCUUCAGAUGGAUUUUGAAGUGGAAGAUGUCAGCAGCCAAUCAGAGAUUCAGGUGAUUAAGUGGGAGUUGACUCUUCCUGAUGAAGUCAAAAUGAUGGGGGCAUCUGAAGGCACCAUGAGGAUCUACACCACUCAGAGGGACUUUGUAGGCCUGGCUCCUCUAGUUAUGGACACCGAGCUGUUGAACACUGCCGUGCUGACUGGUAAGAGGGUUACGGUGGCUGUACGAACCAUUGCUGUGGAACAGGAUGGUUCUGUAACGGAUGUCUCUGACUUAGCUGACUGCAGCUCCACAGAUGAAGAUGUUCUUAAGGUGUCUGACAGAUGCGACUUUGUGUAUGUGAAUGGAAAAGAAACCCAGGGGCGACUGCGGAUGCUGGUGAACUUCACCUACAGUUACCUGAGCGCCCAGCUGGAGAUGAAGGUUUGGUUCCCUCGUCUGCCGCUGGAUAUAGAGGUGUCUGAUACAGAGCUGAGUCAGAUCAAGAACUGGAGGAUCCCUAUCAUGUCCACCAAGAGCAAACCAGGCUGGAACAGUGAGGAAGAGCGUAAGGGCCGGGGCUGUAUGCUGCAGUACCAGCAUGCUUUGGUUCGAGUAUUCACCUACUUUGUGGCAGAGCAAUCAGACCCCCGGGAGCCACAAGCCUUCUUCCUGGGCUCUGACUGGCAGGUGGAUGUGACCAGGCUGGUGCGGUACUUUCUGAAGGUCGAGGAUCCUAAUAUUGCCCAUCUGCAGGCAGGCAGGGUGCUGUCAGGACAAGAUGUGGGCACCACAUCUAUAAAGGUCCUUUCCCCGCUGUCAGACUCUAUCCUGGCAGAGAAGACGGUGAGGGUUGUGGAUGAUCGAGUGACCAUCACUGAACUGGGGCUGCAGUUGGUCAGUGGUCUCACACUCAGCCUGCAGCUCAGCACAGGAAGUAACCGAGUCAUCAGCGCCACAGCAACCACACAGGAAGUGCUCAGCAAUCCUAAACAGGAGGCAGUGUUGAGCUCCUGGCUACAAUUUAGCGAUGGCUCCCUAACUCCUCUGGACAUCUAUGACCCUACUCACUAUCGCCUGGCUUUGACAUCGUUGGAUGUGAGUGUGAUCUCUGUGCAGGAGUCGUCUAUGACUAUUCUGGCAGAAGGUGAAGGCCAAGGAACGCUGGUGAGAGCCGAGAUGACCAUUUGCGAGGUCUGUCAGAAAUCAAAGCGUAAAAGCACUUUAGCUGUAGGCAGUGGGAGCUUAACUGUAAAGUUCCUGACAAACAGCAGACGUCCUGAUAACAGCAGCAUCAAUAAUAAUGACACGGGAAACAGCACAGGACUAUUUGCUGGUGUCACAGAGAAAGAUAAUAGCAGUGAGCGAGGUGAUGAAGGAGAAGAAGCAGGCACUGAGAAUAAGCUGCAGCAGCCAGAACAGGUUUCGAGCAGAAAUUCAGAGUCAGAGCGAGAGGAAAGUGCCUUGAUGAAAAUCACCACCACAGCCAAGUCGACAGCACAAGACUCGACCAUUGGGAGCAUCGCAAAUGAUUUGGGAAUGGGACGGGCUAAUGAUGCCUCGGCUGGAGUCAGUAAACCUGGGAAUAUUUUGAACAGUGGAAAUUUCUUUAGUACGGGAAAAGCAGGCAGCGAUGAUCGCCCAGGAAUUUCCUGGAGUAGUAAUGAAGUUCCUGAGGGUUCAAUGUUAAGCACUGGGAAGGCUUCUGGGAACUUGGUGAACUACAAUAACUACCCUCCCCAAGUUGAAACCCCCAAUCAGGAGCCAAAAAAUGACUAUGGAGAUGAUGAUGAUGAUGAUGACGACAUUGAGGGUCCACUAUCAAGCCGUCCACUUACAGACCUGGAGAUCGGGAUGUAUGCAUUGCUGGGAGUCUUCUGCUUGGCUAUUAUAGUAUUUUUGGUAAACUGUGUAUCAUACUUGGUUAAAUUUCGCCACAAGCAGACACCUGCUCAAGUUUCUGAGCAGACUGGUCACCGGCAUGACUGGGUAUGGCUGGGAACAGAUGCUGAGCUGGUUAUGAACGUCACUGGAAAUCCGUUACAGCAAGAUGCUCACAACACGUCUGUAAUCGACAUAGGACCCAAUACAGAGCCCUGUGGCACUCUCACUCGAAGGACCUCUUGCCAGGUGUCUUCUGUGUCAAAUGACUCCAAUGUUGGGUGUGUAGGAUCCCUUAAACCAGUCCGAAGUGAGUCCCUACACUCACCCACUAGUAAGAGGAAAAGGGUACAGUUCACCACCUUCACAUCCUUGGAUCGACAAACUUCUCCCCAAACUCUACCACAAGAGAAUGGACAUGGCAUUAACUGGGUGGGAAAGGAGGACAAUUGUAUGACACCUGAGGUGUCAGCUGCUGAGUCUUUGCAACAAAUAUGAUCGUGGGCUCACAUGCAGCCUGAUUUAUGCACCCACAGUGCAUAUCUCUAUUACAGGGGUUGGCAACUCUGGCCCUCAAGGUCCACUGUCCUAACUCUAAUAAAACCCACCUGCCUGUAAUUUUAAAGUUUUUCUAAAGCUUUCGGUUAGACUUUUCAAGUGUGUUUGAUUAGGGUUGGAGCUAAACUCUGCAGGAUAAUGGACCUCAUGGUCCAAAGUUGCCCAUCCCUGCUCUAUACAAUCACCCAAAUGCCUUCUUUCUUUGGGAAAGUUGUUCUGUUGGUCUGGCUACACUGGAUUAUGGUCAAGAUAACCAGUACAGUUUCACGGCUUUCAUAUGGCCAAGGUGUGACUUAAAAGACUUCUGCCUCAGUGACUGAUCAUUGUAAAAGGGAGAAAACACACUCUUGCUAUUAUUAUUCAUUAUUAUUUAUUUAUUAGUUUUUUUUUUAAUUCUUUAAUGGGUUUUCACUGGAAAAUUUAAAGAUUUAAGAUAAGUUGUUGAUCUUUGUCUAGAGCCAAACACUGAGUCACUAUUUUCUCUUUGUUUGUUACUCUGCAUCCAUUUUUUAUACAAAAUUGCAUGUGAUUAUUGUAUAGAUAAAAGUUCACUUUGUUUGAAGAUAUUUUACCACCCUGCAUUUGUAUGUACAGUCAAUUGUUUCAUUUUCCAUUAAAAAGCCACAUGAUAAAGCCACGUGUUCAGUGCUUGCUGCUAUGAUAAGAAAUAGAAACAAUUUCAUUUCAUUAUAAAUGAAUGGUAGUUUUUAUCUUUUGUAAUCCAUGAUCUUUUGAUACUUAAAUAUAUGGUAGCGUUUGUAGGCUUUAAUACUGGUAAAAACAUUUGUGAUAAAUCCAGAUGUGAAGCUAAAUGAAAAUUGUGGUCAUAAUAAAAACUCCACACCACCACAAAGUUUGAUUUGACCCCACACAGGCCAAACAUGUCCAGAGCACCACUAAU
Megalobrama amblycephala (Wuchang bream) is the source of this 5024-nucleotide messenger RNA. RefSeq names its product transmembrane protein 132C. The record is from RefSeq and is a predicted model, not a curated record. NCBI's taxonomy places the organism in Eukaryota, Metazoa, Chordata, Actinopteri, Cypriniformes, Xenocyprididae.